CUCAUAGGGUUCCAAUUCCUAUCAGCCCUUAGCAAACUACCAUGCCCAUAAUUCUUUGGUGGUGGUGGGGAAUGUGCUUUAACAUUAUAGUCUACAGUAUUUGCAGCCCAAGUGCAACAGGAUGAAGUGACUGCAUAACUGGACUACAUAACUGGCACAUUGUGUCAGUUCCUUCCAAUUAGUUCAUUUUGUUUUGUUUCUUUUAUAACACAUGCCAUUCACAGAUGCUGCUAUAUCUGGUCAUUAUUAAUUGUCUGGUUUAAUAUCUGGAGCUCAGCUCUUCUUUACAAUCUUCUGAGACAACCACUUCUGUCAACAAUGGCAGUGUCAUAUUGUGGAAAGGGGAACAUAAGUAGUGCAAAUGUUUGCUGCUGCCAUUGCUGCUUUGGCACUCCGGUUUAUAUACUGUAACUCCUAGUCCCUUUGGACCAACAGCAAACAUUUUAGGGGUCUGUAGAGUCCAUCUGGGCACUGUAGGAGUCAAACAUGCUUAUUGGUCUUCCAGAAGCCUUUGUCUGGAAGGACCUUUCAUUCUGAUAAGGUUGUGAUUUAUUUAGGUCGCUCCUUACAGCACAGUCAUGAGGGUCACAGGUGAGUGGUAGAGCACUGGUUUCGAUGAAACUGAUUUACUAGAAGUUUUAUCUAACACUUCCUCCAAGGAACAAGCAAGUAUCAGUGAGAUAGAGAAGAGUCUGUCCAAGUUAGCCACCACAAGAUAUCUACCACUUGCAUGGAAAUAAAGGAGUCAUCUUCUAUCCUUGGCAUAUACGUCAUUUGAUUAUCUGAUCAAUUCUGUGUCCUAAGGGAUAGUUAAUGUUUAGCUUGAACAUAAUUAAAGGUUUCUUGCAGACCCCCUAAUGAUGUCCAGCUCUAUAAGUGUCUCGCUCGGCUGGGGUUCAAGUGAGAGUUGUCUGCAGCCCAUCAAGAUUUAGCCUGACAGAACUGAGGUUUCUAUAAACUAAAAUAAGAGAAGGAGACAAUGAAAGUUUGUGGCUUUUUGUUCCUGCUGAGUUUGUUCACUCCUUGGCUUGAUGCUAAGCCUGGAAUCAAAGUGAAGAUCACACAGAAAGGUUUGGACUAUGGAAAACAGCUUGGAAUAGAUUUCCUGGAGGAAAGAUUAAAGGAGCAAAGCUUUGCGAAUGUGAGCGGUCAAGAGACAUAUGGAUUUAGUGGCGUCGACUACAUGCUUUCAGAGAUAAAGUUUGAUGAUGUUGAAUUCCCAAAUGCAUCAGUGUCUCUGAUACCUGGGACUGGGAUUAACCUAGAGAUCAAGGAUGCUGCAGCAACCGUCAGUGCACACUGGAGAGCAAGGUCCUGGCUGUUAAAUUCUGGAACACUGACAGUCCUCAUUUCGGGUGUAUCGCUCGCAGCUGUUUUUUCAGUGUCUCGGGACAAUGCAAGUCACGCAGUGCUGUUGAUUGAAAGCUGCGAGGCAAAAGUUGACAGUAUUGACAUCGAACUGGAUAAAGAUGCUAGCUGGCUGUACAAAUACUUUGUUAAUCAUCUUGAAAAGCCUAUCUGUGACAGUCUGAGCAAGAAUAUUUGCCCAUUCAUUGGUUCUGAGAUCGAAAAAAUUAAUGCAGAACUGAGAGAACACAAAGUCCAAGCCCAGAUUGAUUCUUUUGCACAAGUAGACUACUCGCUGGUGAACUCUCCGGUGAUCUCCGACACAUCUAUUAACUUUGAUAUAAAGGGAACAAUCUCCCCGGUGGGAAAUGACCUAGAGACUCCCUUCAAGCCUGCACCAUUCAAUAACCCAGAUGACAAUAACUCCAUGCUCCAAAUAGGAAUCUCAGAAUAUUUCUUGCAAUCUGCUUCACUCGUUUAUUACGCUGCUGGGGCCUUUGAUGUCUCUAUUGAAAAGGAGCUUUCCUCUUACUUCAGAUUAACUACAAAUUCUUUUGGCACCAUUAUCCCCAAGAUUGCGCGUUCUUACAAAACACCACGCCCAGUAAUCCUGGAUCUAAAACCAACGGCAGCCCCUGUGAUCAGACUGCAUAAUGGCAGUGCUGUUCUGGAGAUAGCUGGUUCCAUGGAGGUGUUGGUAGUCCUGAAGAAUUCAACCACCCAAUCCAUGUUCACCUUGAGCAUAAAUGCCAAAACCCAUGCCAGCCUGAAUAUAUUUGAACAGAAACUGAUACCUUCUCUAUGUCUGGACAGUUUCCACCUAUCCUUGACCCACUCCAAUGUUGGCUUCUUCAAGGUUUCGCUUUUGAAGAACUUCAUGUCUUACAUUUUACGGAAUGGAGUAAUACCAGCAGCCAAUGGUAAGUGUUGUGUUUGGAUUGUUUCCCCAUCACCACUGUUACUUAAUGGUCCUAGUUUCUGGAAAUUACAGAAAAUCUUUUUUGGAGAAUGAGAAGUAGUUGCGAUGGAGCUUGUAUUUUCGUCACUUGGCGUGACGUGUCGUGAUUGGUAUCACAUUCUUUAUGGCAAAUACUUUAAGGAACAUACUGCUCCAAUAAGAUUAUAAGAUGCUUAAUGCUUUGCACUAGAAUGUCAAUCUGGUUGUCUUGUCAAAAGACCCAGUACACACUGUCAACUACUGGUAAUUUGGAUUUACAAGGCCAUGUGAACAUGUCCACAUACAACUGCUGAUAAAGGAGUGCUUAUUCUUUCUUUCCUUUCCUUUCCUUCAAUGGAUCUGGUGUAUAUUUCCUUUCAGAGUAAGGCAAUAAAGUUAUCACUGGUUAAUGACUGGAGGCAUUGGCCCUGGAGACUCUUUGUACACUUAAUACAGUAAUAUUCUGAUGAGUAUGUAGUUACGUGACAAGAGAUAACUCCUGCAGUUCUUGUCUGUAUUGCAUUUCUAACAACCAUUUAUGGUUUAUAGAGCAUUUAGAGCAUUUACAGAAUAACAAAAUUGUACUGGGCAUAUAAAGUGCAAAAUCAGGAUAACGGUACUGCUCUGCUUCCCAGCAACAUAAAGAACCCCAAAAUAAAAUAAAGAUGUUUUAAAAUGCCCUUGCUUCGGCAGUAAUAUAUGACUUGUGAUCAGAUUUUAAAUGAAAGCAAUGGAUUAAACUGUGUAGCCAGCAUGGUUAGAGUGUUGGACUAGGACCUGGGGAACCAGUGUUCAAAUCCCUACUUAGCCAUGAAGCUCACUGAAUACCCUUGGGUCAGUAUUUUUCUCUCAGCCUAAC
Molecule: messenger RNA, 3143 nt
Organism: Podarcis raffonei (Aeolian wall lizard)
Lineage: Eukaryota; Metazoa; Chordata; Lepidosauria; Squamata; Lacertidae
Gene: BPIFC
Product: BPI fold containing family C
Exons: 14
Coding region: 980-2359 (459 amino acids)
Molecular function (GO): lipid binding
Source: RefSeq, a predicted model, not a curated record